AUGCCGGGCCUCAUCUCGUUUCUGUCUACGCCGCAGCCGACACGAACCAACUCUUCUUUCACCCCAGCCCGGCCGGUCAACAGCUACCUCGGGACAGAUCAGGGUGUUGCACGAGGCAGCAACUGUCAAACACCCAUCCAACUUGACAACGAACCCGAGCCCGUAUCCGCUUCAGCCUCUCGAAACGCCACUCACACCCAGCAACACCAACAACACCAACAUCAACAUAUCGAUAGUCUUGUGGCCGCCACUGCACCGGACAGCACCCAAACCCAACAAGCCCUCCCCUCAUUUCUACACUUCGCCGCCACCCUGGAUUACCAACCCUUCGACGCAACUGCGCUACAGCAGAACGGCGCCCCACAGACACCCAACCGCCAACCGAUUACCGACGAAUACCUCUCCGCACUAGUCGACGGGAACUUCUCCUCACCGUCCUCAUAUCCCCGACACAUCCAGGACUCUGCAGACAGCUUUCAGCACCCGAACCUUGCCCAAAGUCCUCGGAACCCCCCCCAUCGCCACCCUUCUGGCACGCCGCUGCGGCCCGACCGCCCAGCUAGGUACAGCCGCCAGAACACGAACGCUGCGCUGAGAGCAGCAGCAGCAGCAAGAAAUCCAACGUCGCAUCCCGCGUCCCGCGACAACGAGCUCGAAGACUCGCUUUUCGUAAGCUCGGACGACGAAUCCCGGGCCACGAUGCCUGUUCAGACCCGCCGGAGGGCUUCCACGAUCCCCAGCUCUGAUCAUGACCCCGACCCAGAGGAGAUUGUGGUCUCCGCCACGCGAAAGCGGGCGGCCCCUUCGUCCGCCCCUACCAGAGGGACUGCCGCUCCCAAGCGACGACGAACGUCGCAGCCUCAGACCGUACGCGACCGGACGACAACGCCCGGCGCCCUGACGCUUGACGACGACAUUUUUGGCGAAGACGCUGUAGAUGUCAAGAAGGGCAAGGGGAAGGUCGAAGAAGUCAUUGAUCUUGCCGACACGAACGAGGUGCCAGAGGAUUUGAAGGCGCCCAAGGAUGACAACAGAGUAAAGAUUUCGGCAUUUCAGUGUGUCAUCUGCAUGGACGAUGUCACGGCCUUGACAGUAACACACUGUGGCCACCUCUUCUGCUCCGAGUGCCUUCACUCAGCGCUGAACGUUGACGCAACCAAGAACAAAUGCCCAAUCUGCAGACAAAAGGUUGAAACCAAAGACCGAAACACCUACACGUCCAAGACAAAGGGUUUCUGGCCCCUGGAGCUCAAGCUGAUGACAGCCAGCCGCAAGGGCAAGCAACGGGCGUGA
Messenger RNA from Colletotrichum graminicola M1.001, 1293 nucleotides. RefSeq lists its product as uncharacterized. The transcript is spliced from 2 exons. The record is from RefSeq and is a predicted model, not a curated record. Lineage: Eukaryota; Fungi; Ascomycota; Sordariomycetes; Glomerellales; Glomerellaceae. The coding region runs from base 1 to 1293 and encodes 430 amino acids.